AUGGAACAGUUGAACUGGAUGGCGGAAUACGCUGCUUUCAUCAUCAUGCUCGGGCUGUCCGUCGUCAUCGGCCUGUACUACGGGUGCGUCUCCAAACAGAACACCGUCUCCGAUUACCUGUUGGGCGGCAAGCACAUGUCCGUCUUUCCGAUCACCAUGUCGCUGGUCGCUAGUCACAUUUCUGGCAUUACGCUGCUCGGAGUCCCAUCUGAGAUAUAUAGCAAUGGAACACAAUACUUGAUUGUCGGUGUGGUUAACAACAUAGUUGUCAUCUUCACGGUCAUAUACAUUUAUUUACCCGUUUUUUACGAUCUUCAGUUGACAUCAGUAUAUGAGUAUUUGGGAUUACGAUUUGAUUCCAAUAUCCGUGGAUUGUCAUCACUCAUCUUCGCCGUAAACCUAAUACUGUACAUUCCUGUUGUGAUUUACAUACCAGCAUUGGCGUUCAAUCAAGUUACAGGACUCGAUGUACAUUUAAUAACCGUGAUCAUUUGCGUCAUUUGUAUAUUUUAUACCACCAUCGGUGGACUGAAGGCAGUAGUGUGGACAGAUGCGAUUCAAAGCAUUUUCACAGCCGUUUCAAUCAUGAUCGUGAUCGUAUUGGGAGUUAUACAAGUCGGAGGGUUCGGAAACAUGAUUAGAGCCAACCAAGAAGGAGGCCGGAUAGAAUUUUUUAAGAUGGACCCAAAUCCGUUUUUGAGAAAUACUUUUUGGACCGUCAGCAUAGGCACAACGUUUCAAUGGCUCGCAUCACUGGGCAUUCAUCCGGGAGCCGUUCAACGUUUUAUAGCAUUGCCCACGUAUGCAAAAGCUCAAAAAGCUGCCAUUUUCUUUGUUCUGGGUAUGGCCGUCGUUAAACUCUUGACCGGCUCUAUAGGAAUGUUGAUCUACGCCAAGUACAAAGACUGCGAUCCCCUGAUGGCUAAUUACAUAGACAACGACAGGAAAUUGGUGCCGUAUUAUGUGAUGGACGUGGCCUCGAAAUUUCCAGGGCUCACCGGUCUAUUCGUUUCCGGUAUUGUUAGCGCUGCCUUGAGUACAAUGUCAGCGCAGAUUAACACUGUGUCCGGUACGAUUUACGAAGAUUUCAUAGUGAAAAUGAUGGGGAUAACAGUGACCGAUUUGACGGCCAGCGUCAUCAUGAAGUGCAUCGCAGUGAUCAGCGGUUUCGUAUGCGUGAUCUUGGUGUUUGUGGUCGAAAAAAUGAACGGAAUCCUUCAAAUGUCGAUCAGUCUGGGCAGUGUGACGAGUGGAGCGUUAUUGUCAGUGUUCACGUUAGGGGUUUGUUUUCCGUGGGCAAACUCCAGAGGAGCAAUGUGUGGGAUGUUAACUAGCUUAGCUGUCAUGGCUUGGAUAGUUGCUGGAGCUCAGGUCGCCAUAUACAACAAAGAAUUGAAGUUCGUCGAAAAGGACGUUUUUAUAUCCGGAUGUCCCGCCAACACAACGUUCAGAAAUCAUACAGACUUUUCGGGGUUAAGCCGGUUGAAUGAAGACGUGUAUGCGAGUCCAAACGUGUGGACAAUCUAUACGGUUUCAUACAUGCACUACAGUACCAUCGGCACUUUAGUUGGGAUCGCCGUCGGACUUGCCGUCAGCCUUCUGUUCCCCACGGACGAGAACGUUGACCCAAGACUGCUAACGCCCUGUAUACGGAACUUUGUGUAUCCAAAGUACAUGACCAAGACGGUGACGAACGGUAAAAACAUCGCCCACAACAAGACAGAUACGUACGAACCGGUGUCUCAGGAAACCAAACUAUGA
Molecule: messenger RNA, 1761 nt
Organism: Macrosiphum euphorbiae (potato aphid)
Lineage: Eukaryota; Metazoa; Arthropoda; Insecta; Hemiptera; Aphididae
Source: the annotation of a GenBank genome assembly